This is a messenger RNA of Prorocentrum cordatum, 342 nucleotides long. Lineage: Eukaryota; Dinophyceae; Prorocentrales; Prorocentraceae. The record is from the annotation of a GenBank genome assembly.
AGGCGCUGAAGUUCACGCACCGCACGCCGUACCGCGUGUGCCGCGUGUACGGCGGCGAGAAGGCGAAGGUGCAGAUGGAGGAGAUCGCCAAGGGCUGCGACGUCAUGGUGGCGACACCGGGCCGGCUCCAGGACUUCCUCGGCCGCGGGAUCGUAGAAGUCAAGAGGACCUUCGUCCUGGUGCUGGACGAGGCGGACCGCAUGCUGGACAUGGGUUUCGAGCCCCAGAUUAGGGAGAUCUGCGAGCAGCACGACAUGCCGAGCAAGGACAAGCGCCAGACCAUGGGCCGGCGGUUGUUCUCCGCCACUUUCCCGGAGAGCUGCCAGAAGAUGGCACAGGAUU